AUGCUUUCCUCUCUUUUCCUCAAGGCCCGUGGAUAUGAGACUGUUAUCAGGUCAACCCAUGUUUCUCAGAAUAAGCGGGUUUACUUGGAGGGAACUGUAUUUCCACUCGAUGCCUUUACCUUUUCCCCUCGACUUUCCUAUACCCCCCUGGAUGGGACUCAUAUCGAACUUCCUCCAUUAUGCUAUACUGUACUCAAUGGCUCAUUUGAAGAUCUUCGUGAUCUCCUGGCCGAUUCCAAAAGGACCGAACAGUUUCAGCGCGACAUAGACUACGCUCUGUUUUUCGCCAAUCUUUCUGAAGAUACACUCAAGGCUUUUGUACUUCUUGAGUCUGGAGCAAACCCUGGACGACCACUCUCAUCAAAUGGGCUACAUGGUGCAGCAAGCCGGGGACAACUGAAUGAGAUAUGCAAAUAUGCCUUGAACCCUAAUAUUUCAAUGGAUGUUCAAGAUGAAACAUUUGCAACACCAGUCAUCUACGCCAUGGAUCUCAAUUCUCCACGUGAUUGGGAUACCAUCGAGUAUCUCUUCAUACAAGGAGCAAGUCCUCAGGCUAAAGUCAGCAACUACACGUAUGCCCAGAUUGCAAGACAGAAAGGGAAAGAUGACUUAGCGCAGAAAAUCGAGGCGUAUAAAGGUUGGGUUGGACCAUUAUACAAGAAGUCUGUUAUUCGUGUAAAACAGCACAAACGCUCAGGCCUGGUCUGGGUUAAAGUUCUCUACGAAUGUCCAAGAUUUCCAAAUGAAGGCUGGAACUAUACAUCAUAUGAGCUCUUCUCGGAACUGGGUGACGAGCUCCUUGUGAAGGAGGCAAAGAGGAUGUGGGAAGAGAACCGCUCUAGGGGAAGGCUUAGAAGAAGCAUGAGAAAGGGGUUAUAG
Messenger RNA from Fusarium oxysporum Fo47, 879 nucleotides. RefSeq lists its product as uncharacterized. NCBI's taxonomy places the organism in Eukaryota, Fungi, Ascomycota, Sordariomycetes, Hypocreales, Nectriaceae. The transcript has a single exon. Bases 1 to 879 code for a protein of 292 amino acids. The record is from RefSeq and is a predicted model, not a curated record.